CAGAUCGUGGACAAGCCACCUUUUUCUUUACAUCUUCUUAGGUUUUCCCCGGAAACUUCCAAAUCCGUAUCGGAGCAGAGCACAGAGGGCCAACAAAUUCACGAAAUUUGUUAAUACGAAGAAGUUGAACGGAGAAAUUUGGUUGCCUCCGUACUCCAUAGUUGCUUCCUGCUGUUUCGUUCCACUUGUUUACGCAUGGCCGGCACUGGAAUCCACCCGUAUCACCAGCAAUGGCCUGCGGCGGCCGCUGCUCCUCCUCUUCCUCCACCACAAGCUGCCACCGCCGCUCCCCCUCCUAUUCCUCACCCUCAUCCUCCUCAGAUCCUCGUCGACAACCCCAGUCGUCAUGCCUCCGAUGAGGUUCGAACUAUAUUUAUAACAGGUCUUCCUGAAGAUGUAAAAGAGAGAGAGCUACAGAAUCUUCUCAGAUGGUUACCUGGUUACGAGGCCUCGCAAGUAAAUUUUAAAGGCGAAAAGCCUAUGGGUUUUGCUCUAUUCUCCAAUGGCCAGCUUGCUAUUGCCGCUAAAGAUGCCCUUCAGGAUAUGGUUUUUGAUGCGGAGUCUAAGUCAGUGUUGCACACGGAGAUGGCCAAGAAAAAUCUCUUUGUUAAACGAGGCAUUGUUGCUGAUGCAAAUGCUUAUGACCAAAGUAAACGUUUGAGAACUGGUGGUGACUAUGCCCACACCAGAUAUUCAAGCCCGUCGCCUUUUCAUGCACCUCCACCCCCUAUUUGGGGGCCUCAUGGGUAUAUGGCUCCACCUCCUCCUCCAUAUGAUCCGUAUGGAGGUUACCCGGUUCCUCCUGUACCUAUACCUGCUCCUGCACCUGUACCAGCACCUAGCAGCUAUGUGCCUGUUCAGAACACUAAAGAUAAUCCUCCUUGCAAUACCCUGUUUAUUGGUAAUCUGGGGGAAAAUGUAAAUGAAGAGGAACUCAGAGGUCUUUUAAGCGUACAAUCUGGAUUUAAGCAAAUGAAGAUUCUGAGGCAGGAAAGGCACACGGUCUGCUUCAUUGAGUUUGAAGACGUGAACACUGCCACCAAUGUGCAUCAUAAUUUGCAGGGUGCUGUUAUUCCUAGUUCUGGCUCUGUGGGCAUGAGAAUACAAUUUUCUAAGAACCCAUUUGGGAAACGGAAGGAUGCUACCUACCCUGUUUCUGCUGCUGGCGCCAACGGAACUCCACAAGCUAUGGCAUACCAAUAGCGUGAAGGGGAUGUACUCUGUUCUUUUUGCUCCGACAAAUACAAGCACUAGAUGAUAGGAUGCAUCUUGCAGCAGUUGCAUGCAUCCAUGAUCCAUUUCAUAUCAAGUCAUCAGCAUUUUGAAUGCUCAUAUUGGUGUCACAAACAUUCCAUUUGGAAGCAUGCUACUGUAGCCCUUAUUUGUGACAUGCAUUUAUUUACCAGUAACUGAGAAGAUUUCAUGGCUGGAUACUUAAUAGGGGCUCAGAUAUUAUUAUCAUUUGUAGGAUGUGUGCUGUGCAUUAGUCCUAUCUUUAUUGUUUGUACAUGAUGAUUAUGUAGCGAUUUCUCUAAAUGGAUUGCCUGGUUUAUUGAGAGCAUCCACAUGUAAGGUUCAGUCACUUCCUUCAUCUCACCUCCCCAUUUCAAGUCAGUAGGAGUUCCAUAUCAUGGUGCAGCUCUAGUAGGAAUGUAUUCAUCUCAGUAGAAGUUCCAAAUUACUCAACAUCACGCCAUUAUUUCCUUGAUUUUGCCAUUAACAUUCCCAUAAUCAUCUCAUGACCACAUCAUACUUACUUGGUCAAGCCAUUAAUUCAUAGUGAAGUAUUCACAGCAUUCAAGCUACUGCUAAAACCUUCGUUUGUUAAGCAUAAAAAAAUAUACAGUGUCAUUUACAUACAGGAUUCAAGCAUGAAUUGACCGGGCUGCUAUCCAUUUGAGGUUCAGUUUCAGGUGCUAUCUAAAGUUUCUUUUCCCAGCAAGGCUUCAAUUGUGCAUGACCCCACAUGGAGGUGAAGUUAUCAUCAAAUUAUGGGUGAAGGGUAUAUAUUUAUUUCUUCCUAUAAUUUCUUGAAUAGAAAGCAAAGAUAACACAGAUUUAUAGAGGCGACAGGAUGAACCAGUUCGAUCCAUCUUCUCUUCAUCGUCGAGUUUGCUGGAUGUACCUGGCUUGACUACAAAGCUGGAGGAAAUUGAUGCCACUGCUCUCUUUGCUGACUUGCUAUGCUUGGUAUGGGUGGGAUGUGAAGAAAGGAAUAGUUUAAUCAAGAUCUAGGUUAACUUAUGCUUGUUUAGGAUCACCAUUCUAGUGCUUUCAUGGAGUUGUUUUUCAAACUUCUAUCUUGUUGAGUGUCCUAAAACUGUUUAGUCGUUACAAUCUCCUAGCAUAUUGCUCUCUGAUAUGAGAGCAUAGAGCCGUAGAGGGAAAUAAAUGCAAAGUUACCUGACUGACC
Molecule: messenger RNA, 2413 nt
Organism: Cucurbita pepo subsp. pepo (vegetable marrow)
Lineage: Eukaryota; Viridiplantae; Streptophyta; Magnoliopsida; Cucurbitales; Cucurbitaceae
Source: RefSeq, a predicted model, not a curated record